AAGGCUUAUUCGCUGAUGGUAAUUCGAGCAGGUGUUCAUUCGACUUGCACGUGCACCCCGUUGUCCUGUAAUUAACAGACAAUUUUCCUAUCGACUGCAAAACCGUAAUCUAUAUGACACUAACGACUAAAGGCCUAUAUUGAUUUACAAUGGAUGAAAAUGGCAACAUGCAGGUGGUUUUGACCAUCCUGUUAUUUUGCUGCGCCUGGGAUGAAGUCGCUGGAAUAUGUAAUGUGAUUCAGUGCACCAAUGAAACUAGGUGUUUGAUGUCCCAAGACAAACAAAUCUGCAAAUGCAAGACGGGUUAUUAUGGUGACUUGUGUGACAAAAAAGUAGACAUUAAAGUUAUGUGUGGCAAAGACUUCAUCACUGUCUUGGUGAUAGAAGAAUUCUUUCAAUACUAUAAAGUCCCUCUGGAAUCCCUUCACCUGCCCAACGCGUCUUGUGCAGCUCAAAGAACGAUUGUGCUGGGAGUUCCCUAUUACGUUGUCCGGACAACUGAGGACCAGUACUUGUCCUGUGGUGGAGAACCACUAGAGAAAAACGCCACUCACAUAUCGUACUCCUUGACCCUCAUUUCCUCCCCUCAAGUCGUUGGAAACAUUAUCCGAGAGCCCUUCAUCAAUAUAGUGUACACCUGCAUCUACCCUUUCAGGCACGCCGUCAGCCUCGCACACCCAGUCAGCCCCUAUUCCAGGGAAACGUUGGUGCACAUUAAGGAACAGGAGGCUAAAGUGGAGAUGCUUGUAUACACGGACCACACGUACACAAAUCCCUUUCAAAGCACUCCCGUGGUGCACCUCAGAGACAAGGUGUACGUGGAGGUGAAAGUGACCGAUCCAGAAGACGUCUUCCUUCUGCGGUUGAACGAGUGCUGGGUCACCCAGGACUUGGAGCCCAACAGCACCGGAUCUAUUCAUACCCUUUUAGACAAUGGGUGUAUGAAAGACGAGACGGCAACCUUCUUGAGUGUAACCCCUGAGCAGACUGGCAGCAACGGGCAGAGCUCUAAUAUCCGAUACAGCUUUGACAUGUUCCGCUUCACAUUUGAACCUCACGACCUCUUCCUCCACUGCGUCGUACACUUAUGUUCCCCUGAUGACGAAAAGCCCUGCAUCCCUGAGUGCAAAACUAUCACCAAGAGGGAAGCAGUGCUGGGAGAUCCCAGUCAAGGCCUACUGUCAUACGGGCCGAUUAAACUCAAGAUGCCUGAGCAUCUUAAAUCUGACUUGUUAAUGACUACUGUGCUGCCAAUGGCUGGGAUUUGGAUCCUCGGCAUCUUCCUCGUCAUCAUCAUCUCCAUUGCCAGGGCAGGCAACCGCAGACUUGCACGCUCACACCACAACGACCUGAAUUGA
Molecule: messenger RNA, 1358 nt
Organism: Hypomesus transpacificus
Lineage: Eukaryota; Metazoa; Chordata; Actinopteri; Osmeriformes; Osmeridae
Gene: zpd
Product: zona pellucida glycoprotein d
Exons: 10
Coding region: 150-1358 (402 amino acids)
Biological process (GO): neutrophil migration
Cellular component (GO): apical plasma membrane; cell surface
Source: RefSeq, a predicted model, not a curated record